GCAAGGUAGCAUCAACUCUGCCUGGCUUUAGUUGGUACCAAACUACGUGUACAAACAAACCCGACCGAAAGACUGUCCGCAGGAAAAACUCCGCCCAAACGGCGUCCCGACGCUCUAAUCCGGUCAGCAGGACGAUUUCGUGAGGGUCAGCAGGAAUAACAUGCCGUGCCGCCACUUAUAUCGAUUCGCGACAUGUGCUUGUUGGUGAAAUCAUGCGCCAUUCGGGUGAUAUUGUUUUUGGUGAUGCGUGAUUUUUGUUGAUGUUAUGGUGCAAGGGUGGUUGUUUUCAUGGGGAUGAUGUGUUUGUGAUAUGGCGGAGAUAAAGCCGUUAUAUUCGACGUGCGUUGCAGUUUUGGGAUUCAUUUGUUUCGUGGUUGGCGCAACUGCUGUGGGGAUACCGAUGUGGGGAUAUUUCAGCACGCCAAACGGUAUUCAUGGAGAUGGAGAUGGAUAUUUUGGUCCAUGGCGAACCUGCAAAAUGUUGUUAUAUAAUAGAGAGAGGUGUGGGAAAGAUGAAACCCGCUUCAAAGUGUCAGUUACCGUUUGGGUAGCUGGACUGGUGGCUGCCAUAGGAGUGGCAGUACUGGGUGUAUUUUGUAUCCUGAGCGUUCUCCAACUAGCCAUGUUGAGUUCGAAGGAACAAGUAGUCAUGAAAUAUAGCAUAGUUGUGAUAACCAAAGUCGGAUUGGGCCUACUUGCUGCAUUAUUGGCCACAGCAGCAGCCGGCCUAUUUGCCUUGCAAAUCGACGAUAGAGAACAUACUGGAUUCGAGAUCAGUCGAGGACCAGGGUUCUAUAUUCAGAUUUUGUUGAUAGUUUUGAAUGCAGCCUUAUUCGUCAUGGCCCUCUAUGACAUGUUCUUCGCUAGAAGAGAGGGCGGAGACCCCACAACAGUAUCCAUGCCAGCAGAAGCCACAACUUAUGGCAACCCUGGUUUUAGAGAUCAACGGACAAAUGGCGCUGGAGGCGUUUCCAUGACCGACGCCAGCGGCAAACCCUACGUCUCCAACGGCAGCAUGGCCUCCAUGAACACCGCCUCCACGACGGUGGGCUCCACCAACGGCUCCACGGUGACGUCAUCCAUCACAAGGUCGCCCCUGCGGUCCAGCCUGAAGAAGCCCAAACCGCCCAAGGAGGGAUUGGGCAUCCAGAACCCGGGCUACUCGGGUUCAUCGCCGCCUAUUUUCGACUAUUGGGUUUUGGUGUUCAACUUUGAAGUGAUAUGA
Messenger RNA from Phaedon cochleariae (mustard beetle), 1225 nucleotides. The record is from the annotation of a GenBank genome assembly. NCBI's taxonomy places the organism in Eukaryota, Metazoa, Arthropoda, Insecta, Coleoptera, Chrysomelidae.